AUGAAAAGAACACUUGAUGAGUCAAAUUCUGGGAACACUUCGAUAAAAAGGUUCAAAACAGCUACCGAGGAGGAUAUUAAAAUGUUUCGGGACAGCCGGCAAACAGAUUCAACAAAACGUAACACAAAAUGGGCUGUUAAAAUCAUACAAGAAUGGAGUUCAGAAACGUUUGGUGUUGAAAUUGAUUUUUUCACAAUUGAUGCUGCCGACCUCAACUCCAAAUUAUCCAAAUUUUAUGCUGAAGCUCGUCCAAAAAUUGCAAGUAUAACAACAGAAAAUACUGAAUAUCACAAGAAUACCAUGAAAAACAUUCGAGCAGCGAUUAACAGACAUCUUGCAGAUUUGGAGAGAGACAUGAACAUUGUAAAAGAUAAAGAAUUUAAAAGUGCAAACGACACUUUAGAUGGCAAACUGAAACAUAAUGUGAAAUGUGCAAUUUCUAAACCAACGAAACAUAAGGAUGUCAUUACCCCUGAAGAUCUGAUCAAAAUCAGCGAGUAUCUAUACUCUGCCGAAAAUCCAAUAAUCCUGCGGUAUCGCGUUUGGUACGAUGUAGCAAUGCACUUUGUUACCCGCGGCCUCGAGUUUCACGAACAGCUGAAACCAAAUUCAUUUGAAUUUCUUAAAGAUGAACAUGAACGCGAAUAUGCUGUCAUGUCCCAUGAAACCAAACAAAAAACAAUUCAAGGAGGGUUAACAAACGAAGAAGCAAAUCAUGAUAAGAGAAUGUACAGUAUGCCACUAACACCGAAAAAUGUCCAGUCGCAUCAUUAA
This is a messenger RNA of Ostrea edulis (European flat oyster), 774 nucleotides long. RefSeq lists its product as uncharacterized. NCBI's taxonomy places the organism in Eukaryota, Metazoa, Mollusca, Bivalvia, Ostreida, Ostreidae. The transcript has 2 exons. Bases 1 to 774 code for a protein of 257 amino acids. The record is from RefSeq and is a predicted model, not a curated record.